Molecule: messenger RNA, 744 nt
Organism: Notechis scutatus (mainland tiger snake)
Lineage: Eukaryota; Metazoa; Chordata; Lepidosauria; Squamata; Elapidae
Source: RefSeq, a predicted model, not a curated record
UUUUUUCAGGAAGGAAGAAUUUUUGGACUUUAUUCAUGUAGUCUGAGUUUAAACAUGAGUACAGAAAAUAUAUAUUAUACCCCUGGAAAAGAAUAUUCCAUCUGGCCAACUUACAUUUUGGAAGAAUGUGCAGGCUUUAUGGUAUAUCCCAUAACAGUUUUAAUGAUAGUGAUACUGUUAUAUUAUCCACUUAUUUUUGCAUUUUCUUGGUUCUAUACCACUAGUCUAAUAUAUUAUGUGUGGAAAAAAAUUGGUAAUUUGCCAGAAGAUACAAAUAGCAAACAAUGGGAUGUGCCAAGGAAAAUUUACUCACUGAUAACAGAUUUGUAUGGAAAGAUACUACACAGUUAUGAGAUUUCUGGAUUAGAAAAUUUAUCCAAAGGACCAGCGAUUCUUGUCUAUUAUCAUGGAGCCUUUCCAAUUGACUAUCACUGUUUUGUAGCAAGAUUGUAUAGACUCACUGGGAAACACUGCUAUUCUGUGAUAGAUAAUAUUUUCUCACUUUUACCAGGACUAAAACAAUUCAUUUCUGUUCAUCACUGUGAUUGUUCUACAAGAGAAAGGUGUAUAAACAUUCUGAAACAAGGGCACUUACUUGGAAUUGCACCAGGAGGACUACGAGAGCAAAACUAUGGAAAUAACCUGUAUAAAAUAAUAUGGAGAAAACGUAAAGGAUUUGCACAUAUAGCUAUAGAUGCCAAAGUGGUAAGCCAUUUGUCUUCAUUUCUUUUUUCUUGUUAAUUU